AUGCUUCCACAAAAGGUACUUGCUUUUCUUUUAAUAUAAUUGAUAGUAACAUUGAGCUAUCCAUAAUAAGCUUUUUUAAAAAAUUCGAAUCAUUCUGAAAGCUUCAAAUCAUAGAUUUACGAGCCUAACUAGGUAAGUAAGUCUGUUUUAAACUAAAGAUAGUUAUUUUAACUAAUUACCUCAAGUAUAAAUAAGGAAGCUAAGUAAGAUCUAUGUCCUUAUCCAGGAUUUUAUGGAGAUUAUUGUGUUGGAAUACAAGAAUAAUAAGAAUCGUUACAUUUUCAUAAGAAAACCAGCAUGAAAAUGUAUUAGGCUUCUUAAAACUCUGAAACCGAAUAAGCAGUUUAAGGUAUUCAAAAUAUGCCUUCUGGAGUUGGAGUUUCUUUUGAUAUUACUACUGGUGAACUAAAACUUCCUGCAAUCUAACUCACUUAUCAAAAAGAUCCCACUCAAGAAUAAAUUUGGAAAGAUCCACUUUCAGAUAACUAAUUUAUUGUAGCUGAUGAAACAAAAGUAGAAUAAAUAGAAUUGUAACCAGAUAUUAAAAUAUUUUAAAAUGAAUAAGAGUUAUCCAAUGUAUGGGUUGAAGCUAUUUAAAAUGGCUACUGGUUGGGAGGAUAAUAUAGUCACUCAUAAGAUUUAAAUUAGAUAUUUGAAAAAUUCUUUAAAGGAGAUUAAGAAAUGUCUGUUUCACAAAUGGCUAAGAAUGUCCUUAGGAUGACUUUUAAGAAUGAUAAUUUGAACCUUAAUAAAUAUGCGUAAAGAGCUGUAAAUGCUUUACCUUAAGAAUAUUCAGCAGAAGUAUAUAACGAUUUCUUAGAAUCAUGGGGAACUCAUAUUUCUGUUGAUACCUACAUUGGAGGAAUGAUUGAAAAAGUAAACGCAUUUAAAAGUUGUGUUUAUGCUUCUCCUUCAUUUAAUGGAGGGUUAUCUCCUUAAUAAGUGGAAUAAGCACUUAAUAAUGAAUUAAUUGGAAACCCAGCUGAAGGCUUUUUUACUGCUAGAAGAAAAAUUGCAGUUGAUCAUAGAUUUGGAGGAAACCCAGAAAAUGAAUCUAAUUGGGAAAACACAAUUAGCCAAAAUCCUGCUUUAUUAAAAAUAAAUAAGUUUAUAUCAUGGGAUAACCUGGUUGCAGAUGUCUAAGUAAAGCAAAACUUAUAACAAGCAAUUAAGAAUAGAAUUGAAUCAAUGAAAGAAAUAUACAUUAAAAAUUAGCAAUCAAUUCAAGAAUAGAGAAAAAUAGAAAGCAAUGGACCUAAGACUGCAUACGCAAUUUAAGGAAAUGGAAAUGUAAGUACUUUUCCUCAUAUAAUACUAGAUUUAAAGUUGUCAGCACCACUAAAAUAUGAAAUUUCAAGUCCAUUUUAAAUGCAAGAAGCUUCUAUAUGCAAAAGUACAUGUAGCUCAGGUGAAUUUGCAGAUUUAUCAAUUUUAGGUAUUCCAAAAGAUGUUAGAUUCGAAAGAGAUAGCUAAGGUAACUUCAGAAGUAUUUUAAAUGGAAGCUAUGGUAAUUGGGUAGAUAAAGGAUGUAGUGUAGCAUCUCUUAGUGGAUUUCCUUAAUUUGUUGAUUUUAAUCAGAUUCCUCCAAAUGAGAGUCGAUUCUAAAUGAUAUGUACUGACUGCAUCCCAAGUACUUAUAAUAGUCCUAACGGAGAUUUAUUUUAGUGUAGUUGUCCAGCUUUUUGA
Molecule: messenger RNA, 1686 nt
Organism: Tetrahymena thermophila SB210
Lineage: Eukaryota; Ciliophora; Oligohymenophorea; Hymenostomatida; Tetrahymenidae
Product: MAC/perforin domain protein
Exons: 1
Source: RefSeq, a predicted model, not a curated record